AUGUAUGUAGGUGGGUGUCAAAAUGACGGAUCAUGCGAUCCGACGACUGGUGCCUGUGCCUGUGUGGGCCAAUGGGGUGGAACAACAUGCACUACGUGUGGUUGUCAAAAUGGCGGAUCAUGCGAUCCGACCACUGGAGCCUGUGUCUGUGUGGGCCAAUGGGGUGGAACAACAUGCACUACGUGUGGCUGUCAAAAUGGCGGAUCAUGCGAUCCGACGACUGGUGCCUGUGCCUGUGUGGGCCAAUGGAGUGGAACGACAUGCACUACGUGUGGUUGUCAAAAUGGUGGAAGCUGCAAUCCGACGACUGGUGCCUGUGCUUGUGUGGGCCAAUGGAGUGGAACGACAUGCACUACGUGGAGCCAGUUAAAAAGUAACAGUGCUCCUUAUAGGAGUUUUAAGUGGUAUCAGCGAAGUCGAAUUUAA
Molecule: messenger RNA, 426 nt
Organism: Adineta ricciae
Lineage: Eukaryota; Metazoa; Rotifera; Eurotatoria; Adinetida; Adinetidae
Source: the annotation of a GenBank genome assembly